Molecule: messenger RNA, 375 nt
Organism: Talaromyces amestolkiae
Lineage: Eukaryota; Fungi; Ascomycota; Eurotiomycetes; Eurotiales; Trichocomaceae
Exons: 2
Coding region: 1-375 (124 amino acids)
Source: RefSeq, a predicted model, not a curated record
AUGCCUAUCUCACAUGUCAUGGUCAAGCCUAGUGCCAGUCAGCACACCGCCGUUGUCGACUUUUACACCAAAGCUUUGAAGCCACUAGGCUACUCGAAGCUUAAGAGCUUCCCCGAUGGGUUGACAGGCUUUGGCAGCAAAUCCCCCGACUGGUGGGUGGCUAUUAAUGACAAGGAUACUCAUUCAACCUUUCAUGUCGCAUUCCGAGCAUCAGACUCGACUGCCGUUGACGAAUUCUAUACGGCUGCUAUAGAAGCUGGCGCCAAGGAUAACGGGCCUCCCGGCCUGCGUGCGGCCAUGGAUCCUAAGUACUAUGCUGCAUUCAUCCUUGACCCAAUGGGAAACAAUAUCGAGGCUGGUUGUAUGGUCGAAUAA